This is a messenger RNA of Tympanuchus pallidicinctus (lesser prairie-chicken), 3805 nucleotides long. It is a transcript of the gene BBOF1, whose product is annotated as basal body orientation factor 1. The record is from RefSeq and is a predicted model, not a curated record. Bases 110 to 1489 code for a protein of 459 amino acids. The transcript has 9 exons. Lineage: Eukaryota; Metazoa; Chordata; Aves; Galliformes; Phasianidae.
CGGCGCCACAUCCCGCCGGUACCGCACGUCACGCAGCGCGCCGCCCGGCGCGGGGGUUGCACGUCGCCGCCCGGUUUCCACGGCAGCGGGCGGUAACGGAAGCCGCGGAAUGGAGGGCGGGCGGGCCCCGCCGUGGGAGGCGCGGCUGGCGGAAGCCGAAGCGGGCCGGACCGAGUACCGCGAGGCUGCCCGGCUGCUGGCCCGGCGCAACGCGGAGCUGCUGCAGCGGCAGCGGCACUCGGAGAGGGAGGCGGCGGCCGUGCUGGCGCUCCUCGCGGAGCAGGGCCGGGAGAGGGCGGCGGAGACUGAGAAACUGAAGAAGGAGCUAAUUGAUUUGAAACAGCGAACACAAGAAGAGAACAAGAAACUGGAAGACCAUUAUACCCAACAAAUAAAAGAACUGGAAGAGAAACUUCAGAAAAAAGUUGAAGAAAUCAGCCAAAUUCAAGUAGAAUUGAAUUUAAUAAAGGAAUUCCGCAGAGAGAAAGCAGCUAUGGAGGAAGAGCUGGAAGGUCUAAAGAAGAAUAUCAAGAUCUCAAACAGGAGACAUCAGGAAGAGGUUGUGCAACUGGAGAGGAGGUUUCUUGAAGAGAAGAAAAGACUAGAAGAAGAUGCUGAGAAGAAGAUAAUGAUGACAAGAGAGGCUGCUCGACACGAAGCUGUUUUGCAGCUGAACAGCGUUGAGAGACAAGUUUUUAAAGAGAACAUUCAUCUUCAUGGUGCUUCAUCUUCUCACCUGAAGGAGGCAACGGAGUUACAGAAAAUGAAACAGAAGUUAGAGGAGGAUAAAAUUCUUCUGUCACAGGAAAAGGAAAUCACUGAAAGUUUGAUGAGAAAAAAGAUCCUACUGAUCAACAAGCAGAAAGCACAGAUAGGAGAUCUGCAAAAUAAAGUGGAAAAACUAGAGCUGGCCUUAUGUCGCAAGACUAAGGAAUUUGAGACAAAGACUCAAAAAACACAGCAUCAGGCACUGAUAGAAAACCAGGCUAGCAUGGUCGAGAUCAAGAAACUGCAGCACCUGCUAGAAAUGAAGGAUCAGGAGAUGAACCGAGUGAAGAAACUAGCUCGGAAUAUCUUAAAUGAGAGGACUGAAGUGGAAAGGUUCUUCCUGGAUGCUCUGGAACAUGUGAAGAGGGAGAUCAUAGCCAGCAGAAAACACUAUAAGGAAAUGGCCCAGGCUGUUUAUUACAGGAAAAUGAUGGAGGCGUGUGCAGGGAAGGAAGAGUUUCCCAAAAUCAAAACAUUUAAUAGCAACGUGAACAGCACAAAUAGUGUGUACAGAGACCUAGAAGAAGCAGAGAAAUGCUACUGGGAAAAUACCCAGUUUAAAAAAGUAGAUGUCAGUGAGUUGACAUGGGAACAAAAAGAGCGUGUCCUGAGAUUACUUUUUGCCAAAAUGAAUGACACAAAUCUAUGGAAAUACAGGAGAGAUCUGGCUACUUCAACUCCAGCUCCUGCUGAUGCUAACAAAGAAAGUAUAGCUGGGUAAGACACUAAAUUUUACUACACUGUUUAACAUCCCCACAGUCCUGAUAAUGUAAUUCUCUUUGUCAUCCCUCCUCCUUUCAAAAUAGUUUAUCUGAAGAUCUGUAUUGGUGUAGACAGAUGUAUACAAAGAAAUAUAUGUGUGACAAGUGAGGAAUUUGUUACUUUUAUAUUUCUAGUCGUAGUGAUCUUUUAGUAGGGGGUCAACUCAGCUUUUCAUGACAAACACAAAAAAAUAAAAAUCUCAUGCUAUCUUAAAGCUUCUUCUUAUCAAAAAAGCAGCUUUAGUAUUUUUAGAGGAAAAAAAGUGAAAGGCUACAGUUGUACAGAGAGCCAUAUUUUCAUCUAGAACAGAGAGUUUUGAUUAAAUGACAAAAUACAUUAAGCUGAUUUUGUAUUCAGUAUAGGAUCACUUAAAGGUGAUAGGUGUGUGGGGAGUGAUGUACAGGAACUGCUAAGUCAUGGCCUGAACCACUGAUUGAGCACCUGGGGAAAGAACCCGGUCAGCCCUGGGGGCACAGGUGAAGGCAAUUCAGCUGUGUGACCAGAAGGGGUGGAGCCUGGCUGCACCUCUCUGAGACCUCAUUUCAAGGCUGACUGCUGCUGGGGAAGGAUCUCUUUUUGGAGAUCCCUUCCUGGUGGUGCUUUCCCCUGUGAAUCUGGAGUCUUCUGAUACAUGUAAGCAAUCUUCUUCCUUUCCUUUAUAGCACCUUUCUAUUGUGCAGAUCCUUCUGUCGUUACAUCUCUGGUGAAAUGUGUUUUUCUAUCACAUUUAUCUGUCUAAUUGCUGUAAGCAUUCAUAUGCCUGGUUUUCAGAGACAGACUCAGAUGCGAUAUGCAGCUGUUUAUAAUACUCUAAGGCAAGCAAAAUCAAUUUACCCUGAAGAAAUGAAUGGAGUUCUACCAUGUUAUCAUGGAGCACUAUGUCAGAUAUGAGGCAGUCAAACACUCACAAUUGAAAUCCUAACACUCAGGAACCAGAUGAGCAGAUAACAUUCAUAAAGAAUCCAUAGAGGGAUUUUAAUGGGAAGAUGAGAGAGCUCCUUCUAAGAGGCUGACUGCCACUUCCAGAAACAGGUGUGGAAGUGACUGGUGGCUUUUUUUGUACAGACAGGGAAAACAGAAGCAGAAGUUGCAGAGCCCAGUUCUCAAAUAUGGUUAAACUAUUGAAAUGUACAUUUUUUUUAGGACUUACACUGUUAAACAGUUUUGAGAAUCUAGACUGCAAUGUCCUCCAGGCCAAAAAAAUAAAAACAAGCCAAAAACCAGGGGUUGACUAUAAAAUUGUGUUUUAAUAGAGACUGCAGAAAUUUGAAAUCCUUCAUAGUGAGAUUACAUUUUUGUAUAAUACAGAAGAUGUUCUUUACCUUGUAUAGCAUAUGUUAAUUAAAAAGAAUAACAAACAGGUGGGUGAAAAGCCAUAAUAGCAGUGAGAUGAAGCAUGUACAUCAUGAUGAGUGAGAAUCUGCAGCUUGAUCUAAAAAGAUGUUUAAUUAACUAAAAAGGCAGAUAAAAAAUUUGUAUUCCUGAUACACUUAAAAUAAUCUGAUUUCAAAAUGCUGUGGGAAAUGCAGAUGAUCAGAAAAUGAAUUUGCACACAAGUGUGGAAGAAGUGCAGUGACUCCUGCAGGUCUCCAUCCAGAAGGCAAGCUUUGUAAUAAAGACUAAUUUUGCUAUCAAAGUAAAUCUCAGAAUUUAUAAAAGAAAGAGGUUGUGCUUUGAACAGAAAAGUCAGAAUAGCAAUACUGAUUGGGAAAAAAAUCAGUGAUUCGAAAGCAAAUGACUGUAGACUGUAGUACAAAUUAUUACUUUAUAUUCCUUUCCCAGAUAUAUGAAUGAAUGUCAAGGUGUUAUUAGUGAUUUACCUAGAAUAUUUUAUCUUUUCAGCACAGAAAAUAUUUCUUCCAACCAGAUAUUCAUUACACAGCAGGCUGAAUUAUGAGUCGUCAUCUUGUGCAGUAAUCCUUCCAUGUACUCAGAUGUUAACACUACGGGUAGAGGAAGGCAGCGGUACGCAUGGCAUCAACAGGAACAACUUCCACAGCACUUACAGACUCAUCUGCAAUUUUCACUUUGCGAGUUACCUUGUGAGCAAAGCUGCAAUUCUACAACUUAUCUGCUGAAUGCAGCACUGGGGUGGUAACUUGAUUAAAGAUGUAUUUUCAGUUUGCAAUAAAGUCAAGUGUAUGGGGCUUAACAGCUUUUGCGAUCACAUAAUAGAUAUGUGGAAAUAGAACCAAGGCAUUCCUUGGAAUGCUGUAUGAGGAAAUGACUACAGAAGUUCUUGAAAUACUGUUUUUCUUUUUUUUUCUUUUUUUUU